CUGCCUUCAGAGCCCCGAAUGUUCUGAGAUGACAUUGGGUUCUUGAGGUUAUGCCUGAACGUGGAUUCCGAAAAUUCUGCAGAUAAGAAAAACAGGAGCUUUAGAUUUUAUUUAUUUUUUCUUAAAUUUGGGAAAAUAUAUGCUCUGAUAUAUGGGGAAUUGCUGUGUCACACCGGCGAGUUUGUUGGGGAAGAAACAAGGGAGAAAGAAGCCCAACCCUUUCUCUGUUGAUUAUUCUGGGAAUUAUGGAACUGGAGCUGGUAAUAAGGUUGUCUUGAAAAAUCCGACUGGUCAGGAUAUUGGGGCCAACUACGUGCUGGGUCGUGAGCUCGGUAGGGGAGAAUUCGGGAUUACGGUUCUUUGCACUGAUAUAAAGACAAAGGAGGCAUUUGCCUGCAAAUCAAUCUCCAAGAAGAAGUUGAGAACUGCAGUGGAUAUCGAAGAUGUGAGAAGAGAGGUGGAGAUCAUGAAGCAUUUGCCCCCACACCCAAACAUUGUGAGCUUGAAGGAUACUUAUGAGGAUGAUAAAGCCGUUCAUCUCGUCAUGGAAUUGUGCGAAGGUGGUGAAUUGUUUGAUCGAAUCGUUGCGAAGGGACAUUACACCGAACGGGCUGCCGCCACUGUUACUCGUACCAUCGUUGAAGUUGUUCAGGUUUGUCACAAACAUGGGGUGAUGCAUAGGGACCUCAAACCUGAGAAUUUUUUGUUUGCAAACAAGAAGGAAACAUCUCCCUUGAAGGCGAUUGACUUUGGGUUAUCAGUUUUCUUUAAACCAGGUGAAGUGUUUACAGAGAUAGUCGGAAGUCCUUACUACAUGGCUCCAGAGGUUCUGAAGCGAAAGUAUGGCCCAGAGGUUGACGUCUGGAGUGCUGGAGUGAUCCUUUACAUUUUAUUAUGUGGUGUUCCACCUUUCUGGGCAGAAACUGAGCAAGGAGUUGCACAGGCUAUUAUUCGCUCAGUCGUAGAUUUUAGGAGAGACCCUUGGCCUAAAGUUUCUGAUAAUGCAAAAGACCUUGUCAAGAAGAUGCUUGAUCCAGACGCAAAGCGGCGGUUUACUGCUCAGCAAGUGCUUGAUCAUCCUUGGUUGCAAAAUUCUAAGAAGGCUCCAAAUGUCAACCUGGGUGAGACUGUCAGGGCAAGACUUAGACAAUUCUCCGUAAUGAACAAGCUCAAGAAAAGAGCCCUAAGGGUGAUUGCAGAACAUUUGUCAGUGGAGGAAGUAGCAGGAAUAAAGGAUACAUUUGAAAUGUUUGACACUGAAAAAACUGGGAAGAUCAAACUUGAGCAGCUAAAAGCUGGAAUACGAAUGGUUGGACAUCCAUUCUCUGAUGCGGAGAUCGAGAUUCUGAUGCAAGCUGGAGAUGUAGAUGGUGAUGGGGCUCUGGAUUAUGGAGAGUUUGUUGCAGUUACAGUACACAUGAAAAAGAUUGGGAAUGAUGAUCAUCUUCGUAAAGCUUUUGCAUUCUUUGAUCAAAAUCAGAGUGGUUACAUUGAGAUUGAAGAGCUACGUGAAGCUUUAGCUGAUGAAUUGGGUUCUAAUGGUGAGGAAGUCAUCAAUGCCAUUAUUCACGACGUGGACACAGACAAGGAUGGACGAAUUAGUUAUGAAGAAUUUGCCACUAUGAUGAAGGCAGGCACAGAUUGGAGGAAAGCAUCAAGGCAGUAUUCUCGAGAACGAUUCAAUAGUCUCAGUAUGAAAUUGAUGAAAGAUGGACCAUUGCAGUUAGAAAAUGAGGGUAGAUGAAACA
Messenger RNA from Telopea speciosissima, 1748 nucleotides. Its product is annotated as calcium-dependent protein kinase 20-like. Bases 152 to 1744 code for a protein of 530 amino acids. Gene Ontology annotation, cellular component: cytoplasm; nucleus. Gene Ontology annotation, biological process: intracellular signal transduction; peptidyl-serine phosphorylation; protein autophosphorylation. Lineage: Eukaryota; Viridiplantae; Streptophyta; Magnoliopsida; Proteales; Proteaceae. The record is from RefSeq and is a predicted model, not a curated record. Gene Ontology annotation, molecular function: calcium/calmodulin-dependent protein kinase activity; ATP binding; calmodulin binding. The transcript has 9 exons.